UUCCGAUCCCGGCAAUAACCCCGCGCCGGCGGCGUUAGGUCAGCCCUGUUGGGCCUCGCUCCGAAGCUCCGCCUUCGCUCAGGUCUUUCUAGAAACCCCGCUUUGCUCUUGGCGGUGCCGGACAGUUGCAGCGUCCCAGACGCGCGCGCGUGUGUGCCCUCCAUGGCGGAUACGACCCCGAACGGCCCCCAAGGGGCGGGCGCAGUGCAAUUCAUGAUGACCAAUAAACUGGACACAGCAAUGUGGCUUUCUCGCCUGUUCACAGUGUACUGUUCUGCUUUAUUCGUUCUGCCUCUUCUUGGGUUGCAUGAAGCAGCAAGCUUUUACCAACGCGCUUUGCUGGCAAAUGCUCUUACCAGUGCUCUGAGGCUGCACCAAAGAUUACCGCACUUCCAGUUAAGCAGAGCAUUCCUGGCCCAAGCUUUGCUAGAGGACAGCUGCCACUACCUGCUGUAUUCACUCAUCUUUGUCAAUUCCUACCCUGUUACAAUGAGUAUUUUCCCAGUCUUGUUAUUCUCUUUGCUUCAUGCUGCCACAUACACAAAAAAGGUUCUUGAUGCAAAGGGUUCAAAUAGUUUACCUCUGCUGAGAUCCAUCUUGGAUAAAUUAAGUGCUAAUCAACAGAAUAUUCUGAAAUUCAUUGCUUGUAAUGAAAUACUCUUGAUGCCUGCUACAGUUUUUAUGCUCUUUAGCGGUCAAGGAAGUUUGCUCCAGCCUUUUAUAUACUAUAGAUUUCUUACUCUCCGAUACUCUUCUCGAAGAAAUCCAUAUUGUCGGCUUGAAUUUUCAUGGACAGUUGCAGCAGUGCAGGUACCUUUUGAAAAGAAUAUAACUGAAGAUCAUAUGACUGAUACUUAGUGUCUGUUCUGAAAUAAUAAUGAAGACUAUCCUGUAGUUUAUAUACCCAGCAAAUCUUAUUGAAAGGUUAAACGGAAAGGUUUAUAGGUAAGGUGAUUGAUUGGGAAUGGUGCCUGAGGAGGCAUUUUGGGAGAAUAGUGUACAUUUCAGUUUCAUGCUGGAUAAAUAAAAUUGGGGGAAUUGGAUGUAUUAUGCAACUGUGAUUUGAGUUGUGUAAUAUGUUAAAUCCUACUUGUUGAGCUUCUAUCAACUAUAAAAUUUAUUUUGAUCUUUGUUGUUACAUGAUUGGAAAUGUCUAAAAUGUUGCAAAAAUUUUAGUACAGAAUAAUGUAAUGGUUUUUGUAACCAAUUUUCUUCUGUCUGCAUGUAAUAUGGAUUCUUCAAAUACAUUUAUUGGUAAUUUAUUAGUAACAUCAGGUUUUUGUUGUUCAACUUUCAGAUCUAUAGGAAUGUGACAUCUACUUGAUAGCUCAACCAUAACCAGCUCUUUUUGUAAUAUUUUUCUACUAAGUUAGAGAAGAGGCCUCAUAAUAUACAGUUGAUUUUGUGUAUGUACAUGUUUGUGGCUCAUUAUCACUAUAUAUGUAAUCUGAUGAUUUCAAGAACUAAAUUUUCUAGAGCAAUAAAGUGACUAUAAUGUUAA
Eptesicus fuscus (big brown bat) is the source of this 1501-nucleotide messenger RNA. It is a transcript of the gene TMEM33, whose product is annotated as transmembrane protein 33. Lineage: Eukaryota; Metazoa; Chordata; Mammalia; Chiroptera; Vespertilionidae. The record is from RefSeq and is a predicted model, not a curated record. Gene Ontology annotation, biological process: endoplasmic reticulum tubular network organization; membrane organization. The coding region runs from base 163 to 858 and encodes 231 amino acids. Gene Ontology annotation, cellular component: membrane; endoplasmic reticulum. The transcript has 8 exons.